Molecule: messenger RNA, 2343 nt
Organism: Dalotia coriaria
Lineage: Eukaryota; Metazoa; Arthropoda; Insecta; Coleoptera; Staphylinidae
Gene: Exo84
Product: exocyst 84
Exons: 9
Coding region: 116-2200 (694 amino acids)
Biological process (GO): exocytosis; Golgi to plasma membrane transport; intracellular protein localization
Cellular component (GO): exocyst
Source: RefSeq, a predicted model, not a curated record
GCUUGGUGCUGGUGUGUAUGAUCCAAUAACGUCAACAUCAUCUGUGAUUACUUUUCAUGUUUUUCCUGUUACUGUUGAUUAAUUGAACUACAUUCAGUAAUUUAUCAAAGAAAACAUGGCAGAUUCAUUAGCAAGUUUGAGUGCUCCGGAUUUUAAUGCAGAAAAAUUUGUAAAGGAAGCUUCGCAGCAUUGCAUUGGAGGACAAGAACUAGUCCUGCUCAGAAAAAAGAUCCAUGGGCGUCUAGAGGAAACUAAUGACAAUUUAAAGAAAAAUGUCUACCAGAAUUACAUGCAGUUUAUUGACACAGCAAAAGAAAUUUCCCAUCUGGAAAGUGAGAUGUAUCAGUUGUCCCACUUGCUAACAGAACAAAGAUUACUGCUUAAUUCAUUGUAUAAUACAAGUAUUUUGGGUGAUGAAGCAAGUGCUCCAGUUGAAGCUGAAGUUGCACCAGAAGAUAAAAGUGAAGAGCAAGAAGAAGAGAUUAGGAGGCAAAAAAUUGCCACUGUUUUAGAAAAAGUUGAAGGGGCAUCAGCAUUCAUAGACAUACCAAAUAUUACACUUUUGCAUGAAGGUUUCCUCUCGGAAUUGGAUUUUGUUGAAAACACUCCAAUUAAAAGUGUUGUGGGCUUUCUAUUUUCUGAAGGAUUGAUGUUGGCAUGUUCCAAUCCAGGAAAAACUGGAAAACGUUAUAAAUUAGAUGCAUAUUAUGAAUUGGGAAGUCUCGCAGUUGUCAACGUACGAGAUUUAGGAAACGUGAAAUUCGCAUUCAAAGUUUUAGCUUUUCCUGACUCUAGACUCUUUCAAUGUAAGAGUAAUGCAAGCAAAAAAGAUUGGAUUGAUAAGUCUGAUCAAGCGAAAAAAACGCGUUUGGCGCAUGAUCAACUCAAACGUGAGUCUACAAUCGAAAAAUCUCCAUCGCGCACAGCUUCCAUAGAUACACAAAGCCUCAGCGUGAAUGUCGAAGAAGAAGAUGAAGUAUUCGAUCACCCUGAUUGGUUGCUCGAAGUCCCGGAAGAGUUGGACGUGUGUGUUGCCCAGCGCCAUUUUGAAGACGCAUUGUCUUUACUACAGAAAGCUAAAGAUUACAUCAACGCGUACAAUCAUCAAGCCGAUCAUAUCCUAGCGGAUAUUCAACGUAAAGUUGACCAAAGAAGUGUGCAUUUGAUUGAAGUCCUGAUGAAAGAACUUGAAGUCAAUCCCAAUAAAUCAUUGCAAGGUGGUUUGAGAGCUGCAAGACGCGCAGUUAGGCUACUCAAUCAACUUGGAUGCGCAACACAAUCAUGCGAUUUGUUUUUGAAGUUAUGCAGCAGUAUGUUGAAGACACAAUGCAAACGGGUUAAACGUGAAGGGUCUAUUACUGUGUAUAUUCGGUAUUUAUCUAGUGCAGUAUUUACUAAUUUGUGUCACAUGACAGAGGAGUUUCUGCGCGCGUUUCCUGAUUCACCAAGUUGCGCAUCAGCUUAUGCUGUGUGGGCAAGUAGUGAAUUAUCUUUAUUCACGACACAUUUUAUUAAGCAAGUGUUUGUGCCACAGACACCUAUGUCAUCUAUAACUGAAUGUGUUGCUUUGGUGCGCUUCCAAUGCGAAAGAUUGUAUUCAUAUGGAAUCGAUUUAUGUUAUCAACUUGACGGAGCACUGCGCACGCCGCUUUCCCGAGCUUUAAAAGACGCUAGAGACAAACAAGUCGACGCCAUUAAACUGCGCGCAGUCGAAGACAAGUGGAUCCCCUUGGACAUGCGCACAAAAUCAGCUCUGGCGAGAUUUAUCCAGGAGUACAACGACAUGGGCAUGAAUCUCACUGCUUAUGUGACUGGCGACUGUUGGUUACAAUUAACAUCCAACACUAUAACAUUCACAAAGCUAUAUCUUGCUUUCCUGGAUGAUUGUUUACGCUUGCAGACUUCUGAUCUUUUGCAUACGAUUGAUGAAUCCCUAUAUAUUGUCUUCGAAGCACAAAUACGAUAUAUUGAGCAAUCAUUACGCAAAGAAACACAAAAUGAAAUGCGAAAGUUUAUAACAAAAAACACCGAUUUUCUGUUAAACACUUUCCUGAAUCACGUCCAGACGAAAUACGAGGAGGCAAAUCAAUUCCCAUGCGGCAAACUGCACAGUUUGAAGAAGGAGAACGCGGCUUUAUUGCAGGGCAUCUCGCCGACAAAGCGUAACAUCACUAAAUAUUCCUCCAGCGAAUAUUUAUAAUCAGAGGUAAUACGUUUUCAAUUUCUAGCUUUAUGUAACAACAGACACACAAAAACAAAGAAAACCAUCUGCGUUAUUCGCAUGAUUCGCGCAAGUGUAAUCGUUUAAGGAGUUAAAAUUAUAAAUAAAUUAUGCAUUCUAAA